Cuscuta campestris is the source of this 1208-nucleotide messenger RNA. Lineage: Eukaryota; Viridiplantae; Streptophyta; Magnoliopsida; Solanales; Convolvulaceae. The record is from the annotation of a GenBank genome assembly.
GGAAAGUGAGGAAAUAUGUGGAUAAGCUGAUGAAAAAAUCCAAGCUAUUCGAAGUAGAAUAGCAAUCAGAUAGAAUCGAAGAAAAUGGAGGUGGCUGUUUCUUUGAACCCCCUAUCGAGACCACCGCCUCGAAGAAUUCCGGUGGACGGCGCCACUUAUUCGUCACUCAUAUGCUCCGGAAAGACCGCCGCCGCCGCCCGGAAAAGGCAACGCGGUGGAUGUUUAUUGGUGAUUGAAGCUAAGGGAAAGAAAGGGAUGGCACCGCGUCCUUAUCAGCGCAUGAGUCCUCCUCCUCCCCCUCUUCCCCAGCUCGAGGAUGAUGGCAACCCCAAAUUCGUCAUUUUCAUUCGCAUGGCCACUAUUUAUCUUUGGUUCCCACUCAAUAUUGUUACUGGUGGUACAAGUGCGAAACUUAUGGUUGCUGCAAAGGAAAACUUUAUUGGGAAGUACAUUUACAAGGAUACUCUAGCAAGGAAUCUUGCAGCUGUUGUUUACCGGGAUGAAAAGGAGCUACAAAAAAUGGCAAUGAAACGACAUCGUGUCUUGCGUUCUGCCACAGAGUUUAGAUAUGGAUACAAACUUGUUGAGAAUAAUAAUUUGAGGGCUGCCCUUUCUACCUCAGAUAUCAUCGAGCUUCCACAAAAGCAUGAGCUCAAAACUGUUCUUGAUAAGGUGAAAGACUUCUUCGGAGAUGCCAAGGAAUCAUUUGGGAAGCUGACAGCUCUUAAUUUAUCUUCAGAUUCAACCGAUGAAGAUUUGGAUGAGAAUUCAAAUGAAAAAACUAUGUGAGCCAUAUGGUACACACGCGCGCAAAAGAAAAGCCAACAAGGGUUGAAAGGGUAAAAAAAAGGCGGCGUAGUGGAAAAUGAGGUUCAUUUAAAUUCAGAUAUGGACAGAAGUAUAAGAAGAAGAACACAAGAGGAAGGGGAAAAGUUUUGGCCUUUUCAUUGUGUUGAUACCCUACAAGAAGAGGAUUGUUUCUAGUACUCAAAGGGCAAACUGUAUUGUACACUCCAAUGUACCUACUUUCGUGUACAUACAAUGAACAUUAUGUAACUCGUAAAUGUGCAUACACUCAAUGUGAGCUUUUCGGCAAUUUCAUUGUUAAGAUUUCGUUUUCUCUUUUACGCGUCAUCAAAAGUGUUAUUAGCAAGACAAAAGUAUUUUUUAACAACAAAACGAGCAUUGUGCGAUUAUUAGAUGUAUAU